AGAUGCUGUGGGGAGCGGGGAGGGGACACCGGGGAUACACCGGGAGAUGCUGUGGGGAAUUGGGCGGCGACGCGGGGGAUGGACUGAGAGCUGGGGAGAACGGGGGGAUGGAGCCAGGAGUGCACCGUAGGAUAUGUUGGGGAUGCUCUGGAAAACCGGAGGUGGGAGACAGGGGAUGUACCAGGGGGAGCAGCGCGGUCUCCGGGGCUCUGGGAGCACCAGGGAUGUACCCGGGAUUGCUCUGGGGGCAUUGGGAACGGGACAAAGGGGUGCAGCAGUGGACACUGCGGUGACACAGAGCUGCACCAGAGGAACUGGUGACACUUAGGAAGGAUGGGAUGGCACCCAGCAGGACCUCGACAAGGGUGGGUUGUCCAGGUUGUCCUGUCCAGGGACAAGGUUCCCAUUGGAACCUCGUAGGGGUAAACAAGGCCAAGGACAGGGUUGGCACACGGGUCAGGACAGCUCCUGAGAUAAGUGCAGGAUGGGGGUGAUGGGAUGGAGAGCAGCCCAGAUGAGAGGAAUCUGGGGGGAUGAAAGGCUGGAUAUGACCUGACAAGGUGUGCUGGCUGCCUUGGAAAGCCACCCAUGUCCUGGGCUGUGUCACUGGCAGCGUGGGCAGUAGGUGAGGGGAAUCGUCCUCCUCUGCCCCACUGAGGUGAAAUCCCACAUGGAGCACUGUGUCCAGUCCUGGGGUCCUUGUCAUGGAAGGACAGGGAGCUGCUAGAGCAAGUCCAGAGGAGGCCACAGAAAUCCUCCAAGGGCUGAGAACAGGCUGGGAGAGCUGGGAUUGCUCGGCAUGGAGAAAAGAAGGCUCCAGUGAGAGGUAGAGCCCUUUCCAGUUCUUAUAGGGGCUCCAAGAGAAGUGGAGAGGGACUUGGGAUGAGGCCGUGGAGUGACAGGACAAGGGGGAAGGUCUCCAAAGUGGGAAAGGGGAGGUGUAGAUUGGAUAUUAGGAAGAAAUUCUUUACAGUGAAGGUGGUGAGGCACUGGAGUGGAUUUUCUGGAGAAGCUGUGGCUGCCCCAUCCCUGGAAGUGUUCGAGGCCAGGCUGGAAAGACUUGGAGCAACCUGGUCUGGUGGAAGGUGUCUCUGCUCACGGGGCAGGAUGGAACUGGAUGGGUUUUAAGUCCAAGGUGGAGGACAUCGUGCAGGAGGUCUAUGAUGCCUACAAGACAAACCAUCACUCCUCACAGUACGUCCUGCAGCGGGAGAAGCACUUCCAUUACCUGAAGAGAGGUCUUCGGCAGCUCACUGAAGCCUAUGAGUGUCUGGAUGCUAGCCGCCCCUGGCUCUGCUACUGGAUCCUGCACAGCCUGGAGCUGCUGGAUGAGCCCAUUCCCGAUUCGGUGGCCUCUGAUGUCUGCCAAUUCCUGAGGCGGUGCCAGAGCCCCCAGGGUGGAUUUGGGGGGGGCCCCGGCCAGCACCCCCACCUCGCCCCCACCUAUGCCGCCGUCAACGCACUCUGCAUCAUCGGCACCGAGGAGGCCUUCGGCGUCAUCGACAGGAAGAAGCUCUUGGAAUACCUGCACUCGCUGAAGCAGCCGGAUGGCUCCUUCCUCAUGCACGUGGGUGGAGAGGUGGAUGUCAGGAGCGCCUACUGCGCCGCCUCAGUGGCCUCACUGACCAACAUCCUGACGCCCACUCUCUUCGCUGGGACAGCCGAGUGGAUUGCCAGGUGCCAGAACUGGGAGGGUGGGAUUGGUGGCGUGCCAGGCAUGGAGGCACAUGGCGGCUACACUUUCUGUGGUGUGGCCGCGCUGGUCAUCCUCAAGCAGGAGCAUUUGCUGAACCUCCGGAGCUUGCUGCACUGGGUGACCGGGCGGCAGAUGCGCUUUGAGGGCGGAUUCCAGGGCCGCUGCAACAAGCUGGUGGAUGGGUGCUACUCCUUUUGGCAAGCUGGGCUCCUGCCCCUGCUCCAUCGGGCACUCCAUGCCAGGGGCGAUCCAGCGCUGAGCAUGGCACACUGGAUGUUCGACCAGCUGGCACUGCAGGAAUACAUUCUCCUGUGCUGCCAGUGCCCAGCUGGCGGGCUGCUGGAUAAGCCAGGAAAAUCCCGGGAUUUCUACCACACCUGCUACUGCCUGAGUGGGUUGGCCAUUGCACAGCACUUUGGAAGUGGAGAUCUCCACAAUGAGGUGGUUUUGGGUAUCCCUGAGAAUUGCCUGCAGGCCACACACCCUGUCUACAACAUUGCCCCGGAGAAGGUGGCGAGGGCGGUGAUGCACUUCCUGCAGUAUCCUGUGCCCAGCCUGGAUCCGCCAUCCGCUGCUGAGUAGGGGGGUCCUGCUGCUGGCUCGGGGUGCCGAGCCCCGGCAGGGAGUGGCACAGCCCAUCCCCGCGGCGGCCUGGCCAGGCAGAGCAUGGUGCUCAGGGUGCUAGCAAUACCAAAAUCCAGCCUGCUCCAGGCCGGGUGUCCUGCUGCCAUCCUGGCCAGAGCUGAGGUGGGACAUGGGCUCUGACAGAGCUUUUUGGCAUCAAUAAACCAGAAGUCACACCCGCCGUGUGCUGGUGGCCCCGGGGAUGCGGGGCAGGAGGUGAUGCCACGUCUGGAUCCGGUGGCACCAACUUCCCCCAUUCCAAGAACACACGGUAACCACGGGGGAAGAUAAAAUAAGUGGAAUUUUG
Messenger RNA from Serinus canaria (Common canary), 2627 nucleotides. It is a transcript of the gene FNTB, whose product is annotated as farnesyltransferase, CAAX box, beta. Lineage: Eukaryota; Metazoa; Chordata; Aves; Passeriformes; Fringillidae. The transcript is spliced from 12 exons. Gene Ontology annotation, biological process: protein farnesylation. The record is from RefSeq and is a predicted model, not a curated record. The coding region runs from base 1118 to 2278 and encodes 386 amino acids. Gene Ontology annotation, molecular function: protein farnesyltransferase activity. Gene Ontology annotation, cellular component: protein farnesyltransferase complex.